Molecule: messenger RNA, 570 nt
Organism: Micromonas commoda
Lineage: Eukaryota; Viridiplantae; Chlorophyta; Mamiellophyceae; Mamiellales; Mamiellaceae
Exons: 1
Coding region: 4-519 (171 amino acids)
Source: RefSeq, a predicted model, not a curated record
CAGAUGCAACUCGCGCAGCAGCAGGGUCAGCCCAUGCAGGGAGGGAUGAUGCCCCAGGGAGGGAUGAUGUCCCAGGGUGGCCAGCCCGGCAUGCAGAUGCAGCAACUUCAGCAGAUGAACCCGCAGCAGCGCCAGCAGUACAUGCAGCAGCAGCAGCAAAUGCAGAUGCAGCAACAGCAGCAGAUGCAGAUGCAGCAGCAGCAACAACAACAACAACAGGCGCAGGCGGCGGCGGCGGCGGCGGCAAAGGGGAAGGGCGCCAAGGGCAAGAAGGGCCCGGCGGGCGCCACGGGUGGCCAGAUGAUGGGCCAGAUGAGUUACCAGCCGAUGCCCGGUCAGGCUGCGGAGAUGCAGAUGCCGCAGAUGCCGGUGCCGCAGUCGCCCGGAAAGAAGAAAGGCAACGUCACGCCGGUUGGGAUGCCCCCGGGGUCGUACUCGUUGAACACGGGCGGCGGCAGGGGCGCGAGCGCGAGGCAGGCGUCGACGCCGAGGGGAAACAAGGGAAAGAAGAAGGACUAAUGUAGACGGUCACUAGCAAAAAACUACUGAAACACAUCUAGGAUUCCAUAC